AUGGCAGCCAACGCCGGUGGAACAAGGCAAAGACUUAACAAGGGAGAUAACCGGAGUGGACCGUUACGACGACGGUUUCCAAUCAUUGAAUCUCUAGACUUUGUAUAUCAACUUGCAGAAAUGAGAAGCAAAGGACAUGGCCAAAACAAGUUCGUGCGGUUCAUUACAGUUCCUUUUAGAGCGUUAGGCAAAGCUAGGGAUCUUUAUGUUAGAAGUUUGACAAGUUGUGCUUCAAGUGUCAGUUUCGGACAAGGCUCGGGCGACUACACAGGGCAAUACUCAGGCUUGCCGAGGAGUUUUAGUGCAAGCUCAGCAAUAUCUAAUGACAAUGAAGAUCUUAGAGAGCUUAUUAGAGCUGCAUCUGUUAGGAGCUUGGGUCAUGAGAAUGAGAUUGAGAUGUUUUUGCAAGAGCAAUUGAGACAGAUGAGAUCAAAAGGGUUGCCAAAGAGUUGCAGCGUGGGGAUGGGUAGAAUUGAUGAAGACAAGCCUUGUGAAUUUGAAGAAAAUGAAGCUGCUGUUGUUGAAAAGAAGAAGCAAGAUUUUUUGUAUCCCAGAAGCAAAAGCUAUGCUGUCACAAAAAGAAGUGUUUCUUUUGAUUCCUACUGA
Durio zibethinus is the source of this 606-nucleotide messenger RNA. RefSeq lists its product as uncharacterized. Lineage: Eukaryota; Viridiplantae; Streptophyta; Magnoliopsida; Malvales; Malvaceae. The record is from RefSeq and is a predicted model, not a curated record.